AUGUCAUCUAAUAGCAGACGAUGGCGCAGUACAGCACAUGAACAUCUUCACGAUUUAAUACAUUUCACAAAUGGAUUUGCAAUGUUAUUCUACAAGAAAAAACUACAGCGCACUGGUAUACGACUCCAAUCAAAAACAACUUUCAAGAAAAUAAAUUUCUUGGACCAUGCUGUUGGUGUCCUCGGAUACAUCACCUGUGCUGAUGGAAAAAAGCCGCUUAGAAGGGAUAGAGGUCUCAGAGAAACACUUUAUUCUCAUUACCAUAGAAGAGUAUUCAAACAAGAUUGGUUACAUUCCCGAGGAAAGCAGUGUUGCUUAGUACGCACAGAAAUUUCAGAAUUAGCAUCUGAAAGUGUUAAAAUACACAUCGGAAGAAGAACUUUAUGAUAAAUCCACAUGUAGUUGUGAUAAAGGUGCCGAAGGAAUAAGGCGGAGGGAGAAAGAUAACGUGAAACAAAGAAAAUUUUACAAAACAGAACGGGGAAUAGAAGUUAGGAAUAAUUACAAAGAAAAACAAAUUAAGAAAAAGAAACCUAUUACACGUUUACUGAAGAUGGGCCUAAAUAAAAAAGAUGAGCUUUAA
Messenger RNA from Psylliodes chrysocephalus, 583 nucleotides. Lineage: Eukaryota; Metazoa; Arthropoda; Insecta; Coleoptera; Chrysomelidae. The record is from the annotation of a GenBank genome assembly.